GCUUUUACUCCCUCCUUUUCCUACAAACACACGAACGCGAGUAACACCGGCAGCUUGAACUAUUAUCACACACUGUCACCGGAGGAGGAACGUCACAUGAAGCCAUAAUAAUCCGGAAUAACGGGACAAAACAGCAGGAUCCGAGAUCAGCCAGAGGACGGUGAAUCGACUGAAAUCCAAAUCCAAAAACACACAGAAAUCUGCAAAGACUGCACUCUCCGACGCCUUAAACACACACACUGAAGAAGUACAGGGAGCCAGAUAAAUGGCUGACAAACAGAUCAGUUUGCCUGCCAAGCUAAUAAACGGCGGUGUGGCGGGACUGAUCGGCGUUACCUGCGUGUUUCCCAUCGAUCUGGCCAAAACCCGCCUUCAGAACCAGCAGAAUGGAUCGCGCCUCUAUACCAGCAUGUCAGACUGCCUUAUUAAGACCAUCCGCUCAGAAGGAUACUUCGGCAUGUACAGAGGUGCGGCGGUGAACUUAACUCUCGUCACUCCUGAAAAAGCCAUCAAGCUGGCGGCAAAUGAUUUCUUCAGAUUUCACCUCUCUAAGGACGGUGAUCUCCGACUGAGCACUUUCAUCAGGUUUCUCAGUGGGUGCGGAGCUAAAUUGCAAGUCAUCGUUACAACACCAAUGGAGAUGCUGAAGAUUCAACUGCAAGAUGCCGGAAGAAUCGCGGCCCAGAGGAAGCUCAUGCCUCAGGCUGUGACCCCCGAGGGCCCCGUGGAGUUGAAGUCCCCCACAGCUAUGCAACUCACCAGACAGUUACUGAAGGAAAAGGGCAUCGCGGGUCUUUACAAGGGCCUGGGAGCCACGCUGCUCAGGGAUGUCCCGUUUUCUAUCAUUUAUUUCCCUCUGUUUGCUAAUCUGAAUAAUCUGGGGAAGAGAGGAGUCGACGGUCCCGCUCCCUUCUAUGUCUCGUUCAUAUCGGGCUGCAUUGCAGGCAGCACAGCCGCCGUCGCCGUCAACCCUGUAGAUGUGAUAAAGACCAGGCUACAGUCGCUGACACGAGGGAGUCAAGAGGACACUUACAGCGGGGUGACUGACUGCAUCAGGAAGAUUCUACGCAAAGAAGGUCCCGCUGCUUUCCUGAAGGGGGCGUACUGUCGAGCUCUCGUCAUCGCGCCGCUCUUCGGCAUCGCUCAGGUGGUUUACUUCCUCGGCGUAGGCGAACUCAUCUUGAGCUACCUGCCCAAACGAAACAACUAACCACCCAUCCCAUCAUGCAUUGCACCAGUCGGUUUCCCGCCCCCCCCCCUCACAGGUCACCAUUACCGAAGGAUCAAAGCGUAACGUGGACCAGUCUGAUUUUAAUCGUUUGUUGUUGUGCGUUUGUGUUCAAAGCGCCGUGUAUUUUUAUCUGAAUGUGGUGGUUUUAAUACUGAGCGUAAAGUGAGAUUGUGUUUGCCAAGCUGCCUGUUUUUUUUUUGUCUCGUCCGGUAUCACGCUAAAUGAUGUUGUUUUACGGGCGUUUAAUCGUUGAGCCAUCAUCCGAUCACUGAUAUUUAAAGCGUAAAAUCAACACUUAGAAUCAUAGAGCUCUUGUUAAUUAUGUACUGAAAUAUCAACCCAACAUGAAGCUCUUUCUAAUUGUUAAUUUCCUGGAACAAGAGGACAUGUCAUGUUGAUUAGUUUGCCCUUUAUAUUAGCUGCUUCCGUCUUUCUUACGACCAAAUCUGAAUGCUUUUCCUUUGGGCUCAGAAUGACCUUGAAGAAAAGUGGAAAGACUAAAGUCCAAAGUGGGACCUGAGAGCAGCAUAUCUUUGUGCCCUAUCAAGGCUUUAUUCAGCGUGUGUUUCAAAAUGACAAGUCGGCUCUGGAGGUUAAUUCAAUUUAAUUUCUCAGAAAAGCUGAGAGAGACUGUGAAUGGAAAAUGUGAAUUAGACUUGAAAGCAUCUCUCAAAUUGACUGAAUCAAAAUGUAAAUGCCUCCAACCAGGGGCGUAGCGGCUAUUAAAACUUCUGGAAAGUUCCCAGACUUUAGGAGAUAAUCAUUAUAGAUUAUGAGAUUCGUUUUGCAUGGCCACAGCACAAAGAAAAUUAAUGUAAAUUUUUUUUUUUUGGCUGAUCUGACUCCAAUCGCUACUUUCGCUACUUGAAGCUUGAACAGCAAAAUUAGCAUUAAAUAUGGUCUUAAACUUCAUUUUAACCACAUUUGUAGGUGCUUUGAAGUUUAAUUAAUACAUUUUGGGUAUGGCAAGUAGUUUUUCUCCUCAUUUAGGACGGGACACGUAUGUAACAUCAUACCAAGUGUGCAGUAAUUAUGCAAAUGUUGAAAGUGCAAGCAGUUCUUACCAGUGUUGUUAUUGCUUACUAAUUACAACCAUUAAAAACAUUUUUGUUAUAAAGUAAA
This is a messenger RNA of Sinocyclocheilus anshuiensis, 2353 nucleotides long. Its product is annotated as mitochondrial glutamate carrier 1-like. The record is from RefSeq and is a predicted model, not a curated record. NCBI's taxonomy places the organism in Eukaryota, Metazoa, Chordata, Actinopteri, Cypriniformes, Cyprinidae. The transcript is spliced from 13 exons. Gene Ontology annotation, biological process: L-glutamate transmembrane transport; aspartate transmembrane transport; malate-aspartate shuttle. Gene Ontology annotation, molecular function: L-aspartate transmembrane transporter activity; L-glutamate transmembrane transporter activity. The coding region runs from base 266 to 1210 and encodes 314 amino acids.